Centropristis striata (black sea bass) is the source of this 2305-nucleotide messenger RNA. It is a transcript of the gene rpusd1, whose product is annotated as RNA pseudouridine synthase domain containing 1. The record is from RefSeq and is a predicted model, not a curated record. Gene Ontology annotation, molecular function: pseudouridine synthase activity; RNA binding. The transcript is spliced from 6 exons. Lineage: Eukaryota; Metazoa; Chordata; Actinopteri; Perciformes; Serranidae. Bases 151 to 1080 code for a protein of 309 amino acids. Gene Ontology annotation, biological process: pseudouridine synthesis.
GGCUGCGCAGCUGUCACACCACUUGUAGUUUUGUUUACAUCUAUGUUUCCAUAUGUACUCUAACUGUGGGUUUGUAUCAGAAAUAUGCCACACAUUCGUCUUGGCUGCUUAUCAGAGGGCUGGAUGAGUUGUGAGAGUUAAUCGCUGCACAUGAUGACCACAGAGCCGGCCAGCCUGGAGAGCCUGCGUGUGCUGUACCAGAGCGAUGACUACAUCGUGGUGGACAAGCACUGGGACAUCCGCAUCGACAGCAAGAUGUGGUACGAGAAACAAACUGUGCAGGCGCAACUUCGGCACCGCUUCCCUCAGCUGGCAGACCCAAGCACCUACUACGGGUUCAGGUUCUGUCAUCAGUUGGAUUUCUCCACAAGCGGGGCUCUUUGUGUCGCUCUCAAUAAGGCGGCUGCCGGCCGCGCUUACCGCUGCUUCAAGGACCGCACCGUCACCAAAGCCUACCUCGCCCUGGUACGUGGCUCCGUGGAAGAAGAGACACAAACUUUGGACUUCUCCAUUGGCAAGAACUCCUCAGAGGGCAAAACACACAUGAUGUGUGUUGAGGGAACAGAAGGUUGUGAGAACCCGAAGCCUUGUCAAACCGAGCUGACGGUGUUGGAGUACGGGCUGUAUGAUGGAGACCCCGUCACCAAGGUGCUGCUGCAGCCGCUGACUGGCCGAACGCACCAGUUAAGGGUCCACUGCUGCGCAAUAGGCCACCCCAUCGUCGGGGACUUCACCUACAGCUUGGGAGCGGACGACGCCCCCUACCGCAUGAUGCUGCACGCCCACCUCCUCCACCUCCCCCUGGAGCCCCAGCCCCUGCUGGUCUCUGCUGCAGACCCCUUUCUCCCCGCGGUGGAUGCCAAGUGGCUCCCGCAGCGCUCGUUACGGACACUGACGGACACCGUGGAGGCGCUGCUAGAGCACAGGGCGGAGGAGGACAGGAAGAUUAAAGAGGAGAAGAGAGAGAGGGAGAGAAGGGAGGAGGAGAGGAGGAAAGGACGCAGGAAACAGAGGACUGAGGAGAGUGAGGAGCAGAGGACGCGAUGUCAGGAGUGGCUGAGUGAAUGGGCUGGAGACUGAUGUGUUAGUAUUUCUUUUUAUUUAUUUAGCUGUUUACUAAUGAAGGCCAUGUUGAGCAUGCAUGCGCCACUGACAGCCAGCGUUGCAUUUAAAUGGCAAACAUGGAAGAGUGGGACCAUAAUUCCCUCACAGACCAGCUACACAUGUUAGAAAAGACCUGCCAGCAUGUAAACUGCUGCUGUUUUAAACGGUUCAAACAACUGCGAGUUUCCCAGUAACCAGCUUCACCAGUGACUCGCUGAGGACUAAGUGCCUUGCUCAAGUUCAUGUUGUUAAGUAAGAUGUUUGGUUGAUGCCAUAAUCUUUUCUAAACAUCCCGCUUAAAAGUGUAAGAAUUACAUUGGUGUAAGAACAUGUCUGUUUUUAUAAAUGGUCAGAUGACUUAAAUGUCCAACAUGUAAUAUUUCUGCCGCUAGGGUUCUGUCAAUCAAAACAAUAACAAAGGAGUAGUAAAGGCAGCUUCUCUUGGUUAGGAUUCAUACAGUGUUUAUUUAUUAUUUACUGCAAGCCAAAUUAUACACCGAUGUCUCCUGCUCUCCAAAACUGGACCAGGUGAAUAAAACCGAUAAAAACACUGAAUGAAGAAGUUUCAUUUUAAAAUUCUGUGUUUUUCACACACACAGCUCAGCUCAUCAGCAGUGCUGCUAACAUGUGCUGAGCUUGUUUUUUCUGAUAACAACCAGAUAAAUGAUAAUAACCUGAUAACCAAAUGUCUGAGGACAAAAAAAUAUACUUAAAAAGAUCUGAAAUGUUUAAUAUAUAUUUAUAUUAAGAAUGUCAAUUACUGACAGCUUCUGGCAGACAGCCACAGCACUGACAUAUGGAUAAACAGGAGAUGAUGCCGUUGACAGGAGACCAAAUGAAAAGGACCAUUACCUAGAUUAAAAUGACAGAUUUCUCAGAUAAUGUAAGUACACAACUCAACAAAAUAUAUAAUUUGGGUCUCAUAGUUUUUAGACAUUUUAAUGUGGAAAUGUUGCAUAUCAUACCUUUAAGUGAUGGGGGAGUUUUAGUUCACGUCCAAAUGCAGGUACAGUAAGUUCAUGUAUGUUGUCACCAUUCAUAUAGAAUAAUAUAAUUCUGUUUCUACGAUUGUCACAUACGCUGCAUGGCUGUAACAUACACAGAAUAAAAUAUAGAAGCUAUAUAUAAUAGACUACUACACUGUUCUGUAUGUAUCUGUGCAUUUUGUUGUUUAACUCUAAAUAAAUUAUUGACAAAUUCA